AUGAAACAAUCUGCAAGGAAAAAGCAGAAUGCGCAAGCCAGAGAGCCAUCGGUUAAACCAUCCGAUGAGCAGAUGGAGGAGAUUCAAUCUGAAGGGCAUCCAGUAAGUGGCAAUGAAGAGGAACUGGAGCAGCCUACCAAUGUAGAUGUAACCACCAUGAAAUCACCCAGAAAAGGAAAAAGGACUGACAAAAGGAAGAGCAUUGCUCAACCCAAGGAAAGAGGAGGAUCCGUGAGUGCCGGACGCACCUUCAAACUUCGUGAUGAGGAGGAUGAAGAUGUUCAAGUUAUCCAACCAUCCAUCAAAUCACCCAAAAAGAAAACUGAAAAUCGUGGUGGAAAAACGAAACAAUCUGCAAGGAAAAAACAUAAUGUGCAAACCAGAGAGCCAUCGGUUGAACCAUCCGAUGAGCAGAUGGAGGAGAUUCAAUCUGAAGGACAUCCAGUAAGUGGCAAUGAAGAGGAACUGGAGCAGCCUACCAAUGUAGAUGUAACCGACAUGAAAUCACCCAUGAAAGGAAAAAGGACUGCCAAAAAGAAGCGCAUUGCUCAACCCAAGGGAAGGAAGUCACCAAGGACAAGGUCUGGUGUUCAGAGUACUGAACCAACUACUCAGCGCAGUGGAAAAAGAAAGCAUCCAGAAAAUGAGCAACCAGAGACCCAAACUGCUGUUGAAUCAACUCCCCUGCCCAAGUUCAUCGAUGAUGAAAUCAGGGAGAGGUUUGAAUGGAUCUCACAGAAAGGGUUCAUCACUCAAAAGACCAUCAUUCCUUAUGAAUUCCAUGGCUUGAUGAUGACCAUGACUUCUGAUCAACAAGCCACCUUCGUUGCCAAAAGGAAUCUGCUUGUACCUCCCAUUCCUCCAGAAAAUGAAAAUGCACACCGAAAGGAGCCUAGAACUGAGCCAACCACUAAGGUUACCCCAGAGUACCGUGCCUCCAGUUCUCAAUCACAGGACAAGGGAAAAACUCCGGCAACUGAAAAAGAGACUGAAGAGGAUGAUGAUGAUGAGGAUGAGAACACAGAGGAAGAAGACCCUGUCCAGUUUCGCCUGGCUAGAAGAAGGCCUGGAUUCUCUAAGAUCACCAUAUAG
Molecule: messenger RNA, 1092 nt
Organism: Coffea arabica (coffee)
Lineage: Eukaryota; Viridiplantae; Streptophyta; Magnoliopsida; Gentianales; Rubiaceae
Source: RefSeq, a predicted model, not a curated record